ACAUACAUAGUUUCGGUCUCAUAAUGCCAGUGRAGAUGAAAUGUCAAUGGCUCGAAGUUUAAGAUUUUAUGCACAAAUUGAAAUUUAGCAAAGUAUUAUCCAAAAAAUAAAUUCUAACAAAAUACAUAUGUACAUCUCCUUGGAUGCAUUACGCAGUAAUUAUUUUAGCCUUGAAAAUGAAAUACAUUUGUGAAAAACAGUAGACUUUUACUAUGUAUCGAAACAUCUUAUAUAUCGAAACUUCCAAUCGACCGUCUCUAAGUGUUUUGUUGGUUAUCAACAAUAAUAUAAGAGAAUGGCGCUUUUAUUGUUGUAUUGAAUAUAAAAAUGCAAUUAAAUAUUAGUAUUUCUUCAAUAUUUCACCAUUAUCAUUUUGCAAUUUUGUGAAAAAUAUGAAAAGUGUUUGCGGAAAAAAUGGACUACUUGUUUGCUGAUUUAUUAACACGGGAGGAGUUGUUGACCAUUUUAGUAGAGCGAAAACUCAACAUACCAAAUGUUCAGCAAAUGUCCCACGAUGAACUAAUGCGUUUAUACAAAAUGUUUGCGUUACCUCUAGCYCGCAGGGAAAGACAUUGUGUCAGGAGUAAAUUGGAAUAUAAUACUUCAAACAGGCCGCAUUUGAAAAAUAAUAGUAUCACUUCAAUGGAAACUGAUGAAUCGGAAAAUACUCAACUAUCUCCGACAUCUCUUGUUUCGACUUCCGAAAAGCCCAGGCUAUGUGGGUACAAACAUAUUAACCCUUUCACCGAUGAAUAUUUGAGUAUAGCAACCAAGCGUAUUAAAAUAGCGUGGUCUUGAAAAUUUUUUAAYUACGAAAUGACAAAAAUAAUGUUUUCAUUCUAUUCUAUUAAUUUUCAAAAUGUGACAUCAAGAAAGAUAGAAAUUAAACAUUAAGGUCGUAUAUAGGAAUACAUAUGUAUAUAUGCCAAAUUAUUAUGUUCAAAAAUUGUAGAAACAUGGAUAAAUACGAAUUKGUAUGAGUAUAUAGUGAAAUUCCUUAUUAUGGAUUGUUCGUAGAGCGAACACGGUUAAGGAAUCGGCACCAUGUUUCGAAAUUAAUUCAGGAAUAUUUUCUGCCACUGCAACAACACAUUAUUUACAAUGACCUAACAAAGGAAAAAUUAUGGUAGUAUUUCGAUCAGAUUAUCUCUGUAAACGGACAAGAUUUCAUAAAAUUUGUAUGGAAAGUUGCGUA
This is a messenger RNA of Bactrocera latifrons, 1195 nucleotides long. RefSeq lists its product as uncharacterized. Gene Ontology annotation, biological process: embryonic morphogenesis. NCBI's taxonomy places the organism in Eukaryota, Metazoa, Arthropoda, Insecta, Diptera, Tephritidae. The record is from RefSeq and is a predicted model, not a curated record. Gene Ontology annotation, cellular component: tRNA-splicing ligase complex. The transcript has 2 exons. Bases 415 to 798 code for a protein of 127 amino acids.